This is a messenger RNA of Perognathus longimembris pacificus (Pacific pocket mouse), 5183 nucleotides long. RefSeq names its product neurexin 3 (gene Nrxn3). The transcript is spliced from 23 exons. Bases 1 to 5085 code for a protein of 1694 amino acids. NCBI's taxonomy places the organism in Eukaryota, Metazoa, Chordata, Mammalia, Rodentia, Heteromyidae. The record is from RefSeq and is a predicted model, not a curated record.
AUGAGCUUCACCUUCCACUCGGCUUUCUUCACCUUGAAGGUGAGCGUCCUGCUGGGGUCCCUGCUGGGCCUCUGCCUGGGCCUGGAGUUCAUGGGCCUCCCCAACCAGUGGGCACGUUACCUGCGCUGGGAUGCCAGCACGCGCAGUGACCUGAGCUUCCAGUUCAAAACCAAUGUCUCAACGGGGCUGCUCCUCUACUUGGAUGAUGGUGGCGUCUGUGACUUUCUCUGCCUGUCGCUGGUGGAUGGCCGCGUGCAGCUCCGCUUCAGCAUGGAUUGCGCGGAGACGGCGGUGCUGUCCAACAAGCAGGUGAACGACAGUAGCUGGCAUUUCCUCAUGGUGAGCCGUGACCGCCUGCGCACAGUGCUGGUGCUUGAUGGUGAGGGCCAGUCCGGGGAGCUGCAAGCCCAGCGGCCCUACAUGGAUGUGGUCAGUGACUUGUUCCUGGGUGGAGUCCCUUCCGACAUUCGACCUCCUGCCCUGACUCUGGAUGGAGUACAGGCCAUGCCCGGCUUCAAGGGAUUAAUCCUGGAUCUCAAGUAUGGCAACUCAGAGCCUCGGCUCUUGGGGAGCCAAGGCGUCCAGUUGGAAGCUGAGGGACCUUGUGGUGAGCGUCCUUGUGAAAAUGGCGGGAUCUGCUUCCUCUUGGAUGGCCACCCUACCUGCGACUGUUCUACCACUGGCUACGGUGGCACGCUCUGCUCAGAAGAUCUAAAUCACCUUCCAGGCCUCUCCCAUCUCAUGAUGAGCGAACAAGGUAGAAGUAAAGCUCGAGAGGAGAAUGUGGCUACGUUCCGAGGUUCUGAAUACCUGUGCUACGACCUGUCCCAGAAUCCCAUCCAGAGCAGCAGUGAUGAAAUUACCCUCUCCUUUAAGACCUGGCAGCGCAAUGGGCUCAUCCUGCACACGGGCAAGUCGGCCGACUAUGUCAACCUGGCUCUGAAGGAUGGCGCGGUCUCCUUGGUCAUUAACCUGGGGUCCGGAGCCUUUGAGGCCAUUGUGGAGCCAGUGAAUGGAAAAUUCAAUGACAACGCUUGGCAUGAUGUCAAAGUGACACGCAACCUCCGGCAGCACUCAGGCAUCGGACACGCUAUGGUAAACAAACUACAUUGUCUGGUGACAAUCUCUGUGGAUGGCAUCCUCACCACAACAGGCUACACUCAGGAGGAUUACACCAUGCUGGGCUCCGAUGAUUUCUUCUACGUGGGAGGAAGCCCAAGUACAGCUGACUUGCCAGGUUCACCUGUGAGCAACAACUUCAUGGGAUGUCUUAAAGAGGUUGUUUAUAAGAAUAAUGACAUCCGUCUGGAGCUGUCUCGCCUGGCCCGGAUUGGGGACACCAAGAUGAAAAUCUAUGGUGAAGUUGUGUUCAAGUGUGAGAAUGUGGCCACCCUGGAUCCCAUCAACUUCGAGACCCCAGAAGCUUACAUCAGCUUGCCCAAGUGGAACACCAAACGUAUGGGUUCUAUCUCCUUUGACUUUCGUACCACUGAGCCCAAUGGCUUGAUCCUCUUCACUCACGGAAAGCCUCAAGAAAGGAAGGAUGCUCGGAGCCAAAAGAACACAAAAGUUGACUUCUUUGCUGUGGAACUUCUGGAUGGCAACCUGUACUUGCUGCUUGACAUGGGCUCGGGCACCAUCAAGGUGAAAGCCACUCAGAAGAAAGCCAACGAUGGGGAAUGGUACCACGUGGAUAUUCAGAGAGAUGGCAGAUCAGGUACCAUAUCAGUGAACAGCAGGCGCACACCGUUCACCGCCAGCGGAGAGAGUGAGAUCCUGGACCUGGAGGGGGACAUGUACCUAGGCGGUUUGCCGGAGAACCGCGCUGGCCUCAUCCUCCCCACAGAGCUGUGGACCGCGAUGCUCAACUAUGGCUACGUGGGCUGCAUCCGAGACCUGUUCAUCGACGGGCGCAGCAAGAACAUCCGGCAGCUGGCGGAGAUGCAGAACGCGGCGGGCGUCAAGUCCUCCUGUUCCCGCAUGAGCGCCAAGCAGUGUGACAGCUACCCCUGCAAGAACAACGCGGUGUGCAAGGACGGCUGGAACCGCUUCAUCUGCGACUGCACGGGCACGGGCUACUGGGGAAGGACCUGUGAACGGGAGGCGUCCAUCCUGAGCUAUGACGGCAGCAUGUAUAUGAAGAUCAUUAUGCCCAUGGUGAUGCACACCGAGGCAGAGGACGUGUCCUUCCGCUUCAUGUCCCAGCGAGCUUACGGACUGCUGGUGGCUACAACUUCCAGAGACUCGGCUGACACCCUGCGCCUGGAGCUGGAUGGGGGGCGUGUCAAGCUCAUGGUUAACCUAGACUGUAUCAGGAUAAACUGUAACUCCAGCAAAGGACCUGAGACCCUGUAUGCAGGGCAGAAGCUCAAUGACAAUGAAUGGCACACUGUCCGGGUGGUGCGGAGAGGGAAAAGUCUGAAGUUGACAGUGGACGACGAUGUCGCUGAGGGUACAAUGGUGGGAGACCACACCCGCCUGGAGUUCCACAAUAUCGAAACUGGUAUCAUGACUGAAAAACGGUACAUCUCUGUCGUCCCAUCCAGUUUCAUUGGCCACUUGCAGAGCCUCAUGUUCAAUGGCUUGCUUUACAUUGACUUGUGCAAAAACGGUGACAUUGAUUACUGUGAGUUGAAGGCGCGUUUCGGAUUGAGGAACAUCAUCGCUGACCCAGUCACCUUCAAGACCAAGAGUAGCUACCUGAGCCUUGCCACCCUCCAGGCCUACACCUCCAUGCACCUCUUCUUCCAGUUCAAGACAACCUCUGCGGAUGGCUUUAUCCUCUUUAAUAGUGGUGAUGGCAAUGACUUUAUUGCAGUUGAGCUCGUCAAAGGGUACAUUCACUACGUGUUUGACCUUGGAAAUGGUCCCAAUGUGAUCAAAGGCAAUAGUGAUCGCCCCCUGAACGACAACCAGUGGCACAAUGUGGUCAUCACUCGGGACAACAGUAACACCCACAGUCUGAAGGUGGACACCAAGGUGGUCACUCAGGUUAUCAAUGGAGCCAAAAAUCUGGAUCUGAAAGGUGACCUCUACAUGGCUGGCCUAGCCCAAGGCAUGUACAGCAAUCUGCCCAAGCUCGUGGCUUCCCGGGAUGGCUUUCAGGGCUGUCUGGCAUCUGUGGACUUGAAUGGGCGCCUUCCUGACCUCAUCAAUGAUGCUCUCCACAGGAGUGGGCAGAUCGAGCGGGGCUGUGAAGGACCAAGUACUACCUGCCAGGAAGACUCAUGCGCUAACCAGGGGGUCUGCAUGCAGCAGUGGGAGGGCUUCACGUGUGAUUGCUCUAUGACAUCAUAUUCUGGAAACCAGUGCAAUGACCCUGGUGCUACAUACAUCUUUGGGAAGAGUGGUGGCCUCAUCUUGUACACCUGGCCGGCCAACGACAGGCCCAGCACACGCUCUGACCGGCUUGCUGUGGGCUUCAGCACCACUGUGAAGGAUGGCAUCUUAGUCCGCAUUGACAGCGCUCCAGGUCUUGGCGACUUCCUCCAGCUUCACAUAGAACAGGGGAAAAUUGGAGUUGUCUUCAAUAUUGGCACCGUGGAUAUCUCCAUCAAAGAGGAGAGAACCCCUGUUAAUGACGGCAAAUACCAUGUGGUGCGUUUCACCAGGAAUGGUGGCAAUGCCACGCUUCAGGUGGACAACUGGCCAGUGAAUGAACAUUAUCCUACAGGCAACACUGAUAAUGAACGCUUCCAAAUGGUAAAACAGAAAAUCCCCUUCAAAUAUAACCGGCCCGUAGAAGAGUGGCUACAGGAAAAAGGCCGGCAGCUAACCAUCUUCAACACCCAGGCGCAAAUAGCCAUUGGUGGAAAGGACAAAGGACGCCUCUUCCAAGGUCAGCUCUCUGGGCUUUAUUAUGAUGGUUUGAAAGUACUGAACAUGGCAGCUGAGAACAACCCUAAUAUUAAAAUCAAUGGAAGUGUCCGGCUAGUGGGAGAAGUCCCAUCAAUCUUGGGAACGACACAGACAACGUCCAUGCCACCAGAAAUGUCCACUACUGUCAUGGAAACCACCACCACAAUGGCAACUACCACAACCCGCAAGAAUCGUUCCACAGCCAGCAUUCAGCCAACAUCAGAUGACCUUGUUUCAUCUGCUGAAUGUUCAAGUGAUGAUGAAGAUUUCGUUGAAUGUGAGCCGAGUACAGGUAGGUCAGGAGGUGAAUUAGUUCUCCCUCUUCUUGUAGAAGACCCUUUAGCUACCCCUGCUAUUGCUACUCGUGUACCUUCCAUUACACUCCCCCCUACCUUCCGCCCCCUCCUCACCAUUAUUGAGACCACCAAAGAUUCCCUGUCCAUGACCUCUGAGGCGGGGUUACCUUGCUUGUCGGACCAAGGCAGCGAUGGUUGUGAUGAUGAUGGCUUGGUGAUAUCUGGGUAUGGCUCAGGGGAAACCUUUGACUCUAACCUGCCCCCUACUGAUGAUGAAGAUUUUUACACCACCUUCUCCUUGGUAACAGAUAAGAGUCUUUCCACUUCAAUCUUCGAAGGUGGCUACAAAGCACAUGCGCCCAAGUGGGAAUCCAAGGACUUUAGACCUAACAAAGUCUCGGAAACUAGUAGGACUACUACCACAUCUUUGUCCCCUGAGCUGAUCCGCUUCACAGCUUCCUCCUCGUCUGGGAUGGUGCCCAAAUUGCCAGCUGGCAAAAUGAAUAACCGUGAUCUCAAACCCCAGCCUGAUCUAGUCUUGCUUCCGUUGCCCACUGCCUAUGAGCUAGACAGCACCAAACUGAAGAGCCCACUAAUUACUUCCCCCAUGUUCCGUAAUGUGCCCACAGCAAACCCCACGGAGCCGGGAAUCAGACGGGUCCCGGGGGCCUCAGAGGUGAUCCGGGAGUCGAGCAGUACAACAGGGAUGGUCGUCGGCAUUGUGGCUGCUGCCGCCCUCUGCAUCUUGAUCCUCCUGUACGCCAUGUACAAAUACAGGAACAGGGACGAGGGGUCCUAUCAAGUGGACGAGACGCGUAACUACAUCAGCAACUCGGCCCAGAGCAACGGCACUCUCAUGAAGGAGAAGCAAGCCAGCUCCAAGAGCGGCCACAAGAAACAGAAAAACAAGGACAAAGAAUACUAUGUGUAAACGUGCUAACACUGAUCACACAGGAUUAUCUAUUUAUACACAUAUGAAUACUUUGACAAUGAGAGAAUACAGGUGUGAGAACUGUCUUAACCGUUGAG